AUGCCAUCGAUGAAGCGGCCGUCGUCAUCCACAGAGGCAGGGCCCAUCAAGAAGGCCAAAAAGGUGGCCAGUACAGGCUUCACUGCUCAGAGCAGCAAAGCCCUUCCUCUGGAUGCAACGAUAAAGAGGACGGAGGUUACUUCGUCGUCAGGCCACCUGAACAAGCGCAGCGAUCAGUGCGACGGACUGUCGGUGAGACAGUGCUUGGAACUGAAGUACAGAAAUGCCAAGGGCGAGUCGGUUCCCUAUACUCGCAGCGACCUCCGUUACGAUCUGCAGCAUAA
Messenger RNA from Symbiodinium sp. CCMP2456, 284 nucleotides. The record is from the annotation of a GenBank genome assembly. Lineage: Eukaryota; Dinophyceae; Suessiales; Symbiodiniaceae.